Molecule: messenger RNA, 2914 nt
Organism: Athene cunicularia (burrowing owl)
Lineage: Eukaryota; Metazoa; Chordata; Aves; Strigiformes; Strigidae
Product: mitogen-activated protein kinase 13-like
Exons: 12
Coding region: 1599-2696 (365 amino acids)
Biological process (GO): MAPK cascade; protein phosphorylation
Cellular component (GO): nucleus; cytoplasm
Molecular function (GO): MAP kinase activity; ATP binding
Source: RefSeq, a predicted model, not a curated record
AACUCAGUGAGACUUGAACUGAGGAAAAGAAUAAACUACACCUACAAAAUCCAAUUAUUUAAUGUUUCCUAUUUGAUUUGCAUUGGUCACUUGCAUUAAUUCAUCUUUCUAGAGCCAAGACAUGCCUUAGAUAUUUAGAACUCCCUAAUUGUGCACUGAUCACCUGUGUGUGCGCGCAGAGUUGAGCAAGAGUCGUGUUCAUAAAAUAACAAAUGAGUUACACGUUUGCUUAUGUACCAGGAGUUUUUGCUGUAACACCUCUUGCUCACAGGUGUAUUUAUAGAACCAAGCCGAUUGUCAGUUUAUUUCCUGACUCUGCUGUUGCUGUAGCCAAGGCUCAUUUACACACGUGUGUGUAUGCAAGGUUAAAAAAAUCUGCCGUGGCACUUUGUCCCUCAUUUGUGUUUUAUAAAAGAGCAGACUCGUUCUUUGAAGAACACGGGCUGAGGGUGAUGGGUGUUGCAGUGGCUGCCUGUAAGCAGGAAAAAUGAAUCUUUCCUCAACCCCUGAUGGUGUUUUUUCUGCAAUUCCUGUUUAUUGGGUGGCAUGCGCAGAGCAGGGGCACCCACGCGGGUGAUGGGUGCGCAAGGAGUGGAGGCUGUGGGCAGGUUGAGGGCUGGCGGGGUCCAGCACUGUGUAAGCAGCCGGGCUGGCUCAGUAAGGCGCAACUUAGUCACUUCCUUCGGGAAGUCUGUAGGAUGGAGCAGCCUCGGGUGUGGGAGCCCCACCUGAGCCUCCUGGAGUUGGAGCAAAAUGUCGAGGUGUUCUCGCUUACCGGGACCGGACCUUCCCGCGGGCUGGGUUUGCUGCUCCGGCCUGUCACGGGGGGUGUGGCACUGACCUUGGGCUCUGCGCUGGCCAGGAAGGCCCAAGAAGGGGUUAGACCCGCUGUGGGAGAUGAAACCAGACCCAACAAAGCCUGGGGCACCAACGCUUCUUGGGAUGGUUCCAUCUCACGGCUACUCCUGAACCUCCUCGCUGCAGUCACCUGGCCGAAGCAGAGAACCUCAGCCCGCUCUCGCCGUGUCCCCGCUCUGCCGGGAGACCAGGCUUGGGAGAAAACCGCCAUGGCUUGGUGCUCCUCGGCGGCUGGAACGCGCUGCUGCCCUUCCUCGCCAGCCUGGAGCCUCCAUCCUCCAUCAGCUGCAACGAAGAAUGUCCCCGCGUGUCUGACGAGGCACUGUGGCUUGUCCCCCAGAUUCCCCGGCUCGACAAGUCCUUACUCACCCGCUUGUUCAGGGCUUUCAUGAGCCCCCCCGUCAGCCCCACGAGGACAUUUCUGGGCCGGUGGCCCGGUGGGAGAGCGCGAGGCGGGGGUGAGGCGUUGCCUGCCCAGCUGCCGGCGCAGAGGCCAGAGGCACCUGUACAAGAUCGAGGCGUGUCGGGAAAUCUGAUGCCUCACCUCCGCCGAUGUGGAGGCGGAGGGAGGAGGGCCCAAAGACAUGUCCCUUCACGCUCGCAACAGCUGAAAACGGAGAAGGAAACUCGCUAGAGCCUUUUUUUACCAGCACAGGAGGCCUCGCUGUCCUGCGCUCACCCCAGAAGCCCUCCCGUACUCCAGUACUCUGGGGGGGUGGCAGUCCCGCACCCACCGGGCGAUGAACAUCGCAAGGAGAAGAGGCUUCUAUAGACAGGAGGUGAACAAAACCCUCUGGGAACUGCCCAGGAGAUACACGUCCCUCCACCCCGUGGGGUCGGGAGCCUACGGCUCGGUGUGUUCAGCCAUAGACAAGAAGACAGGGGAGAAAGUGGCUAUCAAGAAGCUCUGCCGCCCGUUCCAGUCGGAGAUCUUUGCCAAGAGAGCGUACCGAGAGCUCAUGCUGUUGAAGCACAUGCAACACGAGAAUGUCAUUGGGCUGCUUGACGUCUUCACCUCCGCCCCCUCCUACCAGGGAUUCCAGGACUUCUACCUGGUGAUGCCAUACAUGCGGACAGAUUUACAAAAGAUCAUGGGACAUGAAUUCAGUGAUGAAAAGAUCCAGUACCUGGUCUACCAGAUGCUGAAAGGGCUGAAGUAUAUUCAUUCCGCUGGCAUCGUCCACAGGGACCUGAAGCCAGGCAACCUGGCUGUGAACGAGGACUGUCAGCUAAAGAUCUUGGAUUUCGGCUUGGCCAGACACGCAGAUGCUGAAAUGACUGGCUACGUGGUCACACGCUGGUACCGAGCCCCAGAAGUCAUUCUGAACUGGAUGCAUUACAACCAGACAGUGGAUAUCUGGUCUAUUGGCUGCAUCAUGGCAGAAAUGCUGACAGGGAAAACGCUGUUUAAAGGAAGAGACUACCUAGAUCAACUGACACAGAUCCUGAAAGUAACGGGGCAUCCAGGGGAAGACUUCGUGGAGAAGCUGGAGGACAAAGCGGCUAAAAACUACAUCAAGUCCCUUCCUAAAAUCCCCAAGAAGGAUUUGUCUGUGCUUUUUCCCAAAGCCAAUCCUCAGGCAGUGGACCUGCUUGACAAGAUGUUGCAGCUCGAUGUGGAAAAGCGCCUUACAGCGACAGAGGCGUUGGCUCACCCCUAUUUCGACCAGUUCCGAGACGUCGAGGAGGAGACAGAAGCACAACAGUCCUAUGAUGAUUCUCUGGAACACGAAAAACUUUCAAUAGAUGAGUGGAGAAAGCAUAUUUACAAGGAGAUCUUGUCCUUCAGUCCCAUUGCACGGAAGGACUCAAAGAAGCGAACUGGGAUGUCGUUAUAGCGACCGGUAUGGCUUUUGCUGGGAUUCACUUCUCCUGGGUGACGGAUGGGACUGGCUCCUCGCUGCCUCGCUGGUGGCCGUCGACUGGCCUGUGGGACUUGUGUGUGCCAGCACAAGGGUGACGCCGUGCUGUGGGCACUGGACUUUGUUCUACUAGAGGGGGAAACACCCCAAACAGUUUUCAAUGCAAAAGAUAAAUAUAUUCUCAUUGGAACUUC